Molecule: messenger RNA, 2681 nt
Organism: Aspergillus sclerotioniger CBS 115572
Lineage: Eukaryota; Fungi; Ascomycota; Eurotiomycetes; Eurotiales; Aspergillaceae
Product: putative G-patch domain protein (TFIP11)
Exons: 1
Coding region: 99-2420 (773 amino acids)
Biological process (GO): spliceosomal complex disassembly
Cellular component (GO): U2-type post-mRNA release spliceosomal complex
Molecular function (GO): nucleic acid binding
Source: RefSeq, a predicted model, not a curated record
CUUCCUGAUAUCUUCGUGAUGUUGCUGAGCCUUCUCUCGUUUCCCUCCCCAUAAUCUCAGCCCCUCCUUAUCGUCGCCUUGCUCCCUCCGGUCCGGUCAUGGACUCCCCCCCGUCUUCGCCCUAUGCCGGCCAAAAACGCAAAAUCGCCGACAUGAGCCCCGACGAAGAAGAAGAAGAAGCCUAUCGCCCAACCAUGGGCUUCCGUGGCUUUGCUCGCGCGUCAUCUCGCUCCGAGUCGCCUCCCUCUCACAGCGGCCUAGGCGGUGCCCGUCGCAAUCCAUGGAAUAACAGCGCGCAAUCAGCGAUGAAAGGCGGCAACAACAAUGCCGGCAAAGGUGCCUCCUCGGGAGGCAACUCGUUCGCCGCGCGUAUGAUGGCCAAGAUGGGUUACAUCGAGGGACAGGGUCUCGGUUCUUCUGGGCAAGGUAUCGUCAAUCCGAUCGAGGCUCAGGCUCGUCCCCAGGGUGCCGGUUUGGGUGCGGUCCGUGAGAAGACGAAGCAAGCACGAACGGAGGAGAAACGGGCAGCAGCUCUUCGGGGCGAGUCCGUUGACGACAGCUCGGAUGAGGAGCGCAAGAGGCGACAAAAGAAAAAGGAGGAGUGCAAACGAGAGGGCAGGAGUGGGACAGGGACCCCGGUGGCUCGCGCGAAGCCCCAGUUCCGGACUGCGCGCGAGAUGGAGAAGGACAUGGAGGGCUUGGAGGUUCCGAAUGUCCUGAAAUCGCUGAUCGAUGCGACUGGCAAGGACCAGAAGGUGCUGACGUCCACCGCUGGUUUGAUGACGCCGCAGACGUUCGUCACUCAAGGCGAGGGAGAGGCCUGGAAAAUUGCGCAGCGCGCCCGAAACGACCUGGAAGCGUUUGCGGAUGAGUGGAAGGGUUUGACAGAGAGGAAGAAGUACAUUGAAUUCGAGGAGGCCCAAGUCGUGGAACAGCUGGACACGAAUCAGCUCAAAGCCGACCAGCUGACUGAGCUCGUCGCAGCGAUCGGACAGCUAGAAAUCUUCCAGAAGGAAGACACCCGGGCGAAGUUCGACGAACUAACCGACAAGCUGGAAUCUAUGGAAAUGAAGUACCGCAACGAACUCGACGAAUACCGACUGCCUGAAACGGCCGUCGCCGCGAUUCAUCCUCUUUUCCGUCAAGCGAUGGAAGAAUGGGAACCUCUCAGGGAUCCGACAUACCCCGUCUCCAACCUCCGGCGUCUCCAACCACUUCUACUCCGAAAGACCAAAGACGAGCACACCCAGAGACAGUCGACAUCCCCCUACGAGACCAUGCUCUACACCCUGUGGCUCCCUCGCGUGCGCUCCGCCCUGCUCAACGACUGGGACGUGUUUGAAUCCGCCCCAGUGACCUCCCUAAUCGUUGCCUGGAAGGAGCUCCUCCCCUCCUUCAUCUACGCCAACGUCCUGGACCAGCUCGUCGUCCCCAAACUCACCAGCGGUCUGAAAGAAUGGAAGCCCCGAAGCAGCAGCAGACGCCACCACACCUCAUCCUCCAACAGCACCCGCUUCCCAUGGUGGGUCUUCACCUGGCUCCAAUACCUCGACGAGCGCCACACCAACCCCAAGCAACCAACCGGUCUCCUCUCCGACGCGAAGCGCAAAUUCCGCGUCGUCCUCGACACAUGGGACCUCAGCAAGGGCCUCAUCAACGGCAUCGAGCUCUGGCGCGACGCCCUGGGCUCCGAAUUCGACGCCUGCCUCCGCAACCACCUCCUCCCCCGCCUCGGCCGCCACCUCCGCGAAGACUUCGAAGUCAACCCACAAGACCAAGACCUCGCACCUCUCGAAAACGUCCUCAAAUGGAAAGACUUCUUCAAACCCAACGUCACGGGCCUCCUCCUCGUCGCCGAAUUCUUCCCCAAAUGGCACAACAUCCUCUACAUCUGGCUCACCAACGACCCCAACUACGAAGAAGUCGCCGAAUGGUUCACCUGGUGGCGCAGCCAAAUCCCCUCCGACAUCAACGACCUCACCAUCGUCGACGACGAAUGGAACAAGGGUCUGCAAACCAUGGACCUCGCCUCCCAACUCGGCGACCGCGCCGCCGCCGAACUCCCUCCCCCGUCAUCCACAACCACUGCCACAACUGCACCCACUACCGAACCCCCACUCACAUCCAAACCCCUUCCCACCGAACCACCCCGCAAACAAAAAAUCCUCGAAGAGGUCGCUUUCAAAGAUAUUCUCGAAUCCUGGUGUCUGGAGCAAGGCCUCAUCAUGCUUCCGUUGCGGGAGGCACAUCCGCAAAACGGUCAACCGUUGUUCCGUAUCACGGCCAGUGCGACGGGCAAAGGCGGUGUGGUGGCCUUCGUCCAGGGAGAUGUGGUCUGGGUGCAGAACAAGAAGGCCAAGGAGACGUGGGAGCCGAUGGGGUUGGAGGAUCGGUUGGUCGAGAGGGCGGAGGGGAAAUGAGGAGUUUUAUUCACCUUUUUUAUACUUUAGAUAUGUUGCUUUUGUGCUUUGGAUGGAUUGGUUUGCAUUGGUUGAUCGCGGGCGAUUAGUUGUUAUUACAGUUUAUUUCUUCGAGUUAUGAUACCAUAUGGAUUUGAUGCCUUGGGCGGAUUAUCUUGUAUAGUAAUGAUGUGAAUGUAUCCGUCAAUAUGGGGAAGGGAUCAGCAUAUAAAACUGAUUCUAAAUAGGGAACAUCAUUCAGUCAUCAAGACGUCAUUCCUA